Molecule: messenger RNA, 243 nt
Organism: Diaporthe amygdali
Lineage: Eukaryota; Fungi; Ascomycota; Sordariomycetes; Diaporthales; Diaporthaceae
Exons: 1
Coding region: 1-243 (80 amino acids)
Source: RefSeq, a predicted model, not a curated record
AUGGCCCUUGGUGAUGACGACGAUAUUGGCGCAGAGAAAACUUUUUCAACCAAAAGCAUCCUGAGUCGCUCCAUCUCAACCCGAGGUGCGGAGACCUCAUCACAAGUAGAUACGCUCACGAACUACGGCUACACCGGCACGGCCGGGCAGAUUGAUGUCAAGGUGGAGUCUCCAGACCUGGCGCCUCACCGACCCGGUCAGCCUGCUCACCUGAUGGGCGUUCCCUCAUCGUCAUUGGUGUGA